Molecule: messenger RNA, 797 nt
Organism: Tachyglossus aculeatus (Australian echidna)
Lineage: Eukaryota; Metazoa; Chordata; Mammalia; Monotremata; Tachyglossidae
Gene: RBP7
Product: retinol binding protein 7
Exons: 4
Coding region: 142-546 (134 amino acids)
Biological process (GO): fatty acid transport
Cellular component (GO): cytosol; nucleus
Molecular function (GO): fatty acid binding
Source: RefSeq, a predicted model, not a curated record
ACUCAACUUGGUGCUGUUCCCUCCCGCCUCUCCGAGGCUCCGAAGCGUGGCGGGAGCCGGACGGAUUUGGAGCUCUCCUCCCGGCUGACCUUGGCCCUCCUCCUCCUGGCUGGACGCCACCCCAGGCCCAGGCCCCCCGACAUGUCUGUGGAUUUCAGCGGCACCUGGAAUAUGAUCAGCAACGACAACUUCGAAGGCUACAUGCUGGCUCUAGGUAUUGACUUUGCAACUCGGAAGAUCGCAAAGCUGCUGAAGCCACAGAAAGUGAUCGAACAGAAUGGUGACUCUUUCACCAUCCACACUUUCAGCAGUUUUCGAAACUACCUCGUCCAGUUCAAAGUUGGAGAGGAAUUUGAUGAAGAUACUAAGGGCCUGGAUAACAGAAAAUGCAAGAGUUUAGUUACGUGGGACAGUGACAAACUUGUGUGCGUCCAGAAGGGUGAGAAGAAGAACAGAGGCUGGACUCACUGGAUCGAAGAGGACAUUCUUCAUCUGGAAAUGUGCUGCGAAGGUCAAGUGUGCAAACAGACGUUCCGCAGAGCCUGAGAGGCCCGGCCGCCGAGUCUGAAAGUGCCUGCCCCACACAGAACGCUCUCUAUCAUUGAACGCGCCAGCCCUCUUUCCAGGAGAUUUGACUGAAACCCAGGAACAGAGGUCUCUAAUCCAAGUGAACGCUUUAUAUGAUUACGAUUUGGUUAAAUAACUUGUUUGUCCGGGUAUGAUACCACUGCCUCCGAAGACCAAAAUAUUUGUAAUAAAAAAACAGUAUUGUACCGAUGAGUUUAAUAAACUUAUUA